UCAGAAGCUCCUGGAGACGGACGUGAACGCUUCGCUCUGUGGAUGAACGCUUUGUCUGUGUCCUGUAUGAGAGAGGAGUGCGAAUUCCCCGGGACGGGCUACUGGCUUUGACAGUAGCAUCAGAGGAGUCGGGAAGAUUUACAGGUGUCCUGGAGACAUUUUUGCACCAUGCAGGAGGCAGUUGAUGCCACUGUGCCGGCUUUAGGUCUGACCAUGGGGACCGGAGAGUUCACCGAGCAGCAGAUGGGACUCGCCGACAAGAUCCCGUUAGUGAAGCCCUACUUCAAAAAGAAACACGCACAGAGAAAACUGGAUACAAAGUGCUUACGUGCUUUAGAGGACCCUAUUUUGAGUACGUUAUUAAACUCGGACGCUCUCGUGUCAGUGGACGGAGUGUUUGUUUCACGUAACCCGGCUCGACCUCAGCGGAAUAUAUGCACCGCCGCCGUGGAGAAGCAGUCGAGGAUUAGUCAGGUGUGCCUGAAAGAGGAGGAUGAGGAGGAGACCACGGACCCUGUUGUGGCCGGGAGCGAGCUCGCGGGGGAACAGAAGGUGACGGAUAUUCAGCGGGUGUCAAUAGACACUAAUGAGCGUCGCUUCCAGCCCCAGGAGCGCGACGAGGCGGCGCCCUCCUCCGACGUUUCGGCCUCGAAGUUAAAUGACAUCUACACCACUGAGACUUUGCAGGGUGCAGAUUGCCUCGCCAUCAAAGAGGGCGAGAUCUUUCAGGAUAAAAGCGAGGAGGCCUCUUUGGAUCUAGUGUUUGAACUCCUGACCCAGCUCCAGUAUCACACGCAUCAAGCGGACGCUGUAUCGAUCUGUGUGGAUUUCCUCCAGGGCGUUUGCGUCUAUGGCAGUGACUGUGCCCAGCAUCACACCGUUUUACCUUACCACUGGCAAAUCCACAGAGCAGAUACGCAGACCUGGCAGAGCAUAUCGGAUGACUCUCAAGAACAACUGGAAAGGCUUUAUUGCAACCCUGACAACGAACAUGUCAGACUUAAGUUUCUCGGUCGAGUGUUUACGUUGGACUUCAGUGCCAUGCGAGUUUGUGACCUGGAGUUUGACCUCGUCAGGCGUCUGUCCACGCCUUCCAGCUCCACAGCCACGCCCACAAACACAAGCCCCACCCCUGACUGCCUGACUGUGUGGAAGUACUACUGUAGAGAUAACUUUGGCUGGAGGGAAUAUUCAGAGCCGGUGGUUCGGUUGAUUGAGGAGGCUAGCGGCCGAGGACUAAAGGAGGUCCGUUUCAUCACGCUGCAGAAUCAGUACAUCCUGAACAUUCGCGAGGGCUUCCAGCAAAAUGCUGUUUUCGGUUUCCGCCGGCAGAUCAAAAAACGGCCGCUGUUCAGGUCUGCCAUCAUGCUCACGCCUUACCUCCAGACUCUAGGUGGCCUUUCCUCAGCAUUUCUCUCCUCCCUGGAAAGUUCUGGAAACCAGCCUCUCUCUCCAACGUCGAGCGGUCCUUCCAAAGUGUACCCUGAGACUUGGUUACCCAUGAACACCAGUCAGGACUUCCAGCAGGUGCCCGUCUCCCGGGAUGACCGCAGCUACCGGACCGUCUACAGCCUCUUCCACAAAACCGUCUCUGAGACCAAGUUCCACAUCCUGAAGAUCUUCCGUGUCCAAAACCCCUUCCUCUGGGAGAAGUACAAAAGGAAGAAAGAAUACAUGUCACGGCACAUGUCAGAAAUGGACUGCAUGCUGAACGAACGCCACCUCUUCCACGGCACGUCCCAGGAUGUGGUGGAGGGCAUCUGUAAGCACAACUUCGACCCACGUGUGUGCGGCAAGCAUGCCACCAUGUUCGGCCAAGGCAGCUACUUUGCACGCAAGGCUGUCUAUUCUCACAACUUCUCCAAGCGCUCACCCCGUGGUGUGCACUACAUGUUUCUGGCCAAAGUCUUGACGGGCAAGUUCACAGUGGGCAACCCUUCCAUGCGCCGACCACCUCCACUGAAUCCAAGAGACGCCUGCAGCGACUUAUUUGACUCCUGCGUGGACAACUGGAUGGACCCACAGAUCUUUGUCAUCUUCAGCGAUGAUCAGAGUUAUCCUUACUUCAUCAUUCAGUAUGAAGAGGUGAGCAAUACAGUGGCUAUUUGAAGAUCACUGCACAUCUGGAUUCCUGCACAAGAGACCUGUGCGCACAUUUGGCCAGUUUGAAAAAAGACUGGAUUAGUUGUGUGCCAGCAAUCCGAAAGGUACUCAUGGACCAUAUGGGAUAUGUUCGGAUAUGGUUCCCACCCUCAAUCAUGUGUGAGGGUUUCUGUGUGACCUUUCAGUGCCCGUCUUCUCGUGAAUACAAAUGGGGAUUGUGUGUAUGUGUGUGUGGCGUCCCUCCUCUGUGCUGGACAGUUUAGUGUGUGAAUCAUGUGUGUGGAUGAGCGUCUCUGCUGUGGCUUCCAUGACCAUGGAUUGGAACCCACAUUAGUAAGAGGCACGUCAAUGGCUUGCCACUCGGACUCGAGGCUGUUGCUGCAGCUUCACAUUCUUAGUAUUUUUUUCCCAAAAACUCACCGUUUCCAUUGCUGCCAUUCGUGUUCCAUACUUGCUAUUUGUUCGAAGUUGUAAAUAUGUUCUCCUCGUUUAUAAUUGAACUGUGUGCCUUUUGUUCAUAAAUUGUUUAUUUAUGUUAGUCAAUGUAACAAAUAAAUAAAAACAAUUUAAAGAG
Molecule: messenger RNA, 2677 nt
Organism: Sinocyclocheilus anshuiensis
Lineage: Eukaryota; Metazoa; Chordata; Actinopteri; Cypriniformes; Cyprinidae
Gene: tiparp
Product: TCDD-inducible poly(ADP-ribose) polymerase
Exons: 6
Coding region: 169-2109 (646 amino acids)
Cellular component (GO): nucleus
Molecular function (GO): NAD+ poly-ADP-ribosyltransferase activity; zinc ion binding
Source: RefSeq, a predicted model, not a curated record